Molecule: messenger RNA, 2098 nt
Organism: Polyodon spathula (Mississippi paddlefish)
Lineage: Eukaryota; Metazoa; Chordata; Actinopteri; Acipenseriformes; Polyodontidae
Product: BTB/POZ domain-containing protein 17-like
Exons: 1
Coding region: 338-1477 (379 amino acids)
Molecular function (GO): protein binding
Source: RefSeq, a predicted model, not a curated record
ACAAGGUACAAUAACCCACCUAUUAUUAUUAUUAUUGUUAUUAACAGUAAUGGAUUGGCUUUGCAGUCAUCUCUCUGUAUUUCACCAGUCAGUAUAACAAAAGGGAAUCUCAUUUACUUUAUGCUUGUUUUUGUUUUUGUCCUUUCUUUGUGAUUGUCAGUCUAUUGAUCCCUGUAAACCAUCACACCAUCUGAAUCAUCUCAGUGAAUUCGUUGGAAUCCUUGAGAACCUUUUCAACAACGAAGACUGCAGCGACGUCCAGGUCACUGUCAACUGCAGCCUCCGGCUCACUGCUCAUAAGUUCCUCUUGGUCACUCAGAGCGAUGUCUUCCGGACCAUGUUGUCCAGCGAACAGUGGCCAGACUCCCAAGAGAAAAGCGUAGCGCUCACAGAGGAAGAGCUGUGCGUUCCCCACUUUGAAGACUUCCUCAGGUACUUCUACACUGGCACCAUCACCAUCGUCAGUGACAACGCCGUUCCAAUUCACAUGCUGGCCAACAAAUACAACGUCUCCAAUUUGAGAAGCAGCGUCGAGAACUUUAUGCUGACCAACUUGUCUCUAAAAGGAAACCCAAACCCGGCCCUGCAGUGGAAGAGAUACGCCAGGCUUGCUGAUGUCACCGGGCUCGAGGAAGCUUGUGACAACUUUAUCGCCUGGAACAUGGACCAGUUUAUGGGUUCGCCCGAAUGGACCGAAACAGAACACGAUCACCUCUUGGCUCUUCUCCAAAGAUCUGACCUGGUGGUUGAGAGUGAAAUGACCCUGCUGAUCGGUGUCAUCAACUGGAUUGAUCAUCAUCCAAACCAGACUGAAGAGAUCUUAAAACACAUUAGGUAUCCCAUGAUCCCGCCUCAAGACUUAUUUCAGUACCAACCCUCAGAGAUUAAAGACCAGGAUGUGCGCUCCUAUAUACUCUCACAGGGUUUGAUGGCUUAUCAUGUCAACUCUGUACCUAUAGAUGUCAUAAAGCAGAGGUACGACAUCACUUCAGUGGCUUUUACACAGAGGCUUUAUACGUCAAAAACCAACGGGAGUCCUUUCAAAGUCACAGAAUACAGUAACAAGGACAAAGACAGUUGUCACAUAUCAUUGUCAACCAAGCAUUUCCAACAGAUGUUUAACUGGUCCAUCAACUUCUACCCCAAAGGGCAAAGACCCAGUUUUAUGAUGAAAGAUGACAACCGUGCUAAGGUAACAUGCCAGCUGUUCAACUAUGUCUCAGCUGAACAGAAAUACAAGCACAAACUCUGCAUUCUGCUGAUGAAGUUUGUCGAUGAGGUGUGGUGUGUGCGUGACGUUAAAACCUUCAGUGUUGUUCCCUUUAACCAGACCGUCAUAGACGACCUGAUCCCACUGUCAGCGAGAGGUCAAUAUGUGUGCAAUGACACAAUGAAGCUUCAUUUCAUUGGAGAAACAUUCCCAGAGACAGACGACAACGAGUUUCUUCAGCCCGCCAAAAAACUCUGCUUUGGUUGAUCAGCGGGCAACUUGAGCUGUGGAAGAAAGAUUGAGCCGCCCCGCACCCUGCAGCACCAGCAUCCACGAACGCCCCUUUUCCCACCUGUACGCCCCAGCCUCGGGGGCUGGUGAAGCAGAUGGAAAACCAAACCACGAAACUCCGACCUCACAAAACAUCUGAAUCUGGCUCGGAGCCGGGCAGGGCCAGGGGGUAGGAUAAUAAUGUAAAUUUGUUAGGUGAUUUGUUUUCUGUGUGUAUAUCUGUACAGCAGAUUUAUUAUAUGGACUACAAUAAACAAGGGGGGGUGGUAUCAAAGAUGGGAUUUGAGUUAAAAAUUUUGUUUGUGUGGGGAAACAAUCCAUAACCUGUAAAAACGUUUUCCAAGCCCUAAAAAAAAUGUUAUCUAUUUCCUAUUUACAAAGCCUACUGGGACGGACGUUAUAGACACCCCCUUAACGAGCUCGAUGUUCAUUCUUUGAACCCCUUUUAAUUAUUCAGUGUGUGUUAAUCACACCAACGUGUUUGUAAUUAAUUGAAUGGGCAAUCGCAGAUCGAUGUGCAAAUACAGCUCUGACCAGAAGUUUUGCAUCACCUAGAAUUUUAGGAUUGAGGCAUCAUUAAAAACUUAAAUUGAGAUA